AUGUCGUCUGGCGGGAUGUUAUCUCAUAAACAAAGAGGAAAAGAGAUCGCAGCCUCCUCUAGUCCUUCGAGAGAUGCGACCGAGGCACCGCUUGAAGAAUUUGAACGGAGUCAUCAUGAGGCGAUGAUGGACACCGGGAAUUUAGAUCUGUCUCAAAGGAUCCUAAUCUCCGAAUCUGCGCGUUCGUAUCGGCAAAAAGUGAGAGGAAAUCCAGAUGAGCCCCAGGCUUGCGAGAGAGACGGUUCCGGCGGUGCGAGGGAAGAAGCUCUCGCUGUCAAUUACGUGCCGACGUGCUAUUAUCCUGGAGGGAUCUUCGAGGAGCUCCCGGCGUUAGCUUUCGAGUUCCUGCGCUCUCCCGAUGUGAGCGGUCAAGCUUGGGAGAAUGUUACUAAGACUCAGUCAACUCCCAAUAGCGUGACGAAGCUUCUGAGGGAACGUCAUGGACUAGGGGUAACUUUCUUGAUUCCCUCGGAAAACCAGAGGCCUUGGUCACCACCAGUUGGGUAUCAGUGCGUUUACGAAUCCUACUUUCGGGACGAUACGAAGCUUUGGUUCCCAAUUCCUCGACUAAUCACAUCGUAUGCGAGGCACCGAGAUGCAGCGAUAAGUCAGUUUUUGAAUGGUUCAUGGCGUAUCACGGUGGCCCUGAUGGUUAUGGCUGCUGAAAUUUAUGUCUCGUUGAGCGUUCGUGUCCUCGAGGAGUUGACGUCCGUCAGCUCGUUAGACGACGGGCUUCUGUUGAUAAAGAUGCGUACCAUCUACAAUGUGAUAGGAAGGCAUCCUAACAAGACGCCGGAUUGGCAGAGAUCUUAUUUCUUCGUUAAAUGUGAUGACUCUGCCUUCGAAGACCCGCCAGAUGACGACUACCGUGUCUUAUGGAACAAUUUGCUUGGUAGAACAUCUUCGUUAACUCAAGAUUGGAAUUCGAGUUAUCCUCUUUCUGCCAACAAGACUAAGAGGCGGAUCUCGCUAUUCACAAAGGAGGAGCAGAAGAGAAUCAACGAGGCAAGGAAAAUGAGAGGGCUUCCAGAUCUGAGUGCGAUUAUGACGGUCGAACUUAAUCUGCCGAGUGUCGAACUACCUGCACCUUCUAACGAGAUGGCGAUUGCCGGCACCACCGACGCGAGCCCUUAUUAUCAAGAUUCCUCAGCCGGUACCAUUACUUUGGCUCCUAAGAAGAAAAAGGGGGAGAAGAGACCCCGUGACGACCUUCCUGUCAGCGUAGGUUCUGAAGCAGCUCCUGUUGAAGCUGAGAUUCCUAGUCAGGAGGAGACGGCUGAACCGUCAUCAAAAAAGAGGAAGGAAGGCAAUCAGCAGCCUCAAGCUGCAGGGAUCGUGAGGCCGCGAGAGACUGAUGUCACCAAUCCCGUGCAUCGGAGUGAAUCAGCUGGCGAGCCGGCUCUCAACUUAGCCUCAUUGGAUGAUCUUGAAGACGCCUCUCCCGAAGUUACACUGCGGAAGAAGAAGAAAUCCAAAAAGACGGGUGAUCGAGAGAUGGUCGCUAGUGCUCUAGUUUCGUCGACCCCUGGAACAUCAGUCGUCAGUGCUUCGUCUCGGAAGAAGACUCUGAGGGUCGAGUUUCCUGAUCACGUGUCGUUCGAGUACGAUGGUCCCACCCCGCUUAUUUAUGCUCCUUAUAAAUGUGCUGAGUUGGUCAGCCAGAUCAAAUGCGGGCCGAAGCCUCUUCCAUCCAUGUAUGAUUUGAUCUUUAAGGACGAGUACGUCGACGCUGCUCGCACUAAAUUACUGGGCGACGGGAGCAUGAAUUUCGUUGUUGAGAAAUACGACACAGCCUUGAAGAAGACUCGCGAAGCCUUGAGAAAGUCGGAGAAAGCAGUGGCGGCCAAGGGUAAGCUUCUCCGCCGGAAGAAAGCGGAAUGGAGGGAUGAGUUCGUGAGGAUGGCCGAGAAGAGAGAACGAGCGAUUGCUCGGAAGAAGAUUCAGCGGGAGCGAGCUGACGCGGCCGAGGCCGAACUCUCCAUCGCUAAUGUGACCAUUGCGACUUUGGAGUCUCGGAAGGCCAGUCUGAUGGAAGAGAUGGGGGUCAAAGCCGAAGAACAUAAGAAAGAGUUGGGUCGGCUUAGGGAUUCGCGUGUCUAUGGGGUUACGAAGGAGAGGAUGAGGGUUGAGACCGAGAUGAUCGUGAAAUCCAACAGGCACUUCGGAAAUCUGCGUGAAUGGUGGACUCGCCGCGGCCCUUUCGACACAGCACGGUUGCUUCAGAGCCAGGCGUUUGGAACUAAGAGAUGCCUUGAGGCUUUAAAGGCUGGUGGUCGGGAAGGAUCGUCGAAAGCCGAUGCGCCGGCCCUCGCUUCUGAUGCUCUUGAUGAGGGAACGAAGUCCGUCGGGAAGGAUGUCUUUGAGAUCUCUGACUCUUCUGUUUCGAACCCAGAGGGUAAUCAGGGUGAAGGGCCGGAUAAAGAUGAUGGCGGUGAGGCGGUUAAUAAGGAGCAUAGUAGAGAGACGACUUGUUCCGAAGCUCACCCUCCCGAAAGUCAGCCGGAGGUUCGUGAAGGCGAGGCGACGACUCGUGUUGAGGGCGUCGAUGCGGAGCGGUCAGUGCGUGCUGAUCCUUCGGAGCCGUCCCUUGGUGGUGGAACCGCUGCACAGGAGUGGGCUGAAGACCCCGAGGAGUAA
Messenger RNA from Brassica oleracea var. oleracea, 2637 nucleotides. RefSeq lists its product as uncharacterized. Lineage: Eukaryota; Viridiplantae; Streptophyta; Magnoliopsida; Brassicales; Brassicaceae. The coding region runs from base 1 to 2637 and encodes 878 amino acids. The record is from RefSeq and is a predicted model, not a curated record. The transcript has 4 exons.